This is a messenger RNA of Guillardia theta CCMP2712, 1479 nucleotides long. RefSeq lists its product as hypothetical. Lineage: Eukaryota; Cryptophyceae; Pyrenomonadales; Geminigeraceae. Bases 1 to 1479 code for a protein of 492 amino acids. The record is from RefSeq and is a predicted model, not a curated record. Gene Ontology annotation, cellular component: nucleus. The transcript has 14 exons.
AUGGAGCUGGAGCAUGAACACACAAGGGCAGCUGAAACAGUCGAAGCUCGCGGCUUCUUCAUGGUGGUGGACACAAACUGUUUCCUCGCUUACCUUCCAUGGUUGUCGUGCCUGUCCAAGGCGGCGCUGCACUCGAAGAUCAGGCUGGUGGUCCCCUGGAUAGUAGCGUGCGAGUUGGAUUCCCUGAAGCAGAGACCCAGAGCAAACGACGGGAACUUCGAGAUAGGAGCUGCCGCCAGAGCUGCAAUUCGCUUCCUCUUCAACGCAUUCAAGCAUGAUCAAGUGCUGGGGCAGGACAAGGAUAUUGUGGACAGCCACCAGACCAGAUUGACCAACGACGAUCGUAUCAUGCACUGCUGUUUGCAGGUGAUGAAGAGCCCCUACUGUCAGAAAGUUCUGCUGCUCUCUGACGACAAGAGCCUGGGUGUGAAGGGUCUGAUGAAUGGAAUCGAGACCUUCACGUUUGCAAACGUCCCCGGCUACAUCCGUGACAUGGCAAUGCAAGGGUUCAAGGAAAAGGAUUCCAUGGACAUCGAUUACAUAGAUGGAACUGAUCCUGUGGGGUGGCUUCCUGUACAGUCAUGGUUUCAGUCUAACCCUCCCCUCAAGUUCAAAGGAGGACAGACCCAACUGGUGGCGUCAGUAGUUGAGAGCCUGAGAAACUCCGGAGGUAGGAGAGGAGGCAAGGAAAGUCUCGCUGCUUGCUUGACGGGGUUGUCCAAAGACAGCUACAAGCAGCCGACGGAAUUGAAAUUCCAACCUGAGGGCUAUGGGUCAUGUCGGACGGAAGAAAUCUUUCGAAGGUUCGGAUGGCUAGGGUGCAGGAUGGACGAGGCUCUGCCGCAAGCUAAUGACGAGCUGUGGAGGGUCCUGAAAGAGAUCUGUCACAAGGUCGUACCAAAGAUGGAGAAAGAGCUGCAGAGUCAGCAUGGGAGCGCCUGGGAUACGGUCGUGAAUUGCCCGCAGCCAUGGGAGGAAGGGGAUGUCCUGCACAUACUCAGAACAUCAUGGCGUACAGUCUUUCAGAAACCUUACGGACUCUACUUGGAUGAGGUUGCAUCGCUCCAAGAUCUUCUGAGGAAGCUGAGGAGAAAAGCAACCUUGAUAGAUGCCUCAGUACACGAGUCCCUCGACUACCUCAACAUCCUGUGGACCUUUGUCGAAUGCUUUCGACUCGAGGAUAAGAAAGAGGCUGUCCUCGCCAGCGCCAGGUACAUCCUGGAUUGCGUCCGAUACCUGGAGCCCAAGGCCGAGUGGGUUUGGACGGGAAGUCUUGACAAGGGAGUGGAAUGUCCAGAUGAUCUUACUGGCGUCCUUUCCAUCCUCCUCCCUGGUGUCGAGGCUUGCCAGAUGCCGCUCAGGCCGCCUCCUCCUUCCCCACGGCCCUCGAACGGCUUUCUUCCUCAGCCCAACUCCCAAACUGCUGGAACCUCUGCCACCUUGCCAGACAAUGACGCCGACCACAUGUUGAUUGAAUGA